Molecule: messenger RNA, 1067 nt
Organism: Telopea speciosissima
Lineage: Eukaryota; Viridiplantae; Streptophyta; Magnoliopsida; Proteales; Proteaceae
Product: chlorophyll a-b binding protein CP29.2, chloroplastic-like
Exons: 2
Coding region: 76-927 (283 amino acids)
Biological process (GO): photosynthesis, light harvesting in photosystem I; response to light stimulus
Cellular component (GO): chloroplast envelope; chloroplast thylakoid membrane; plastoglobule
Source: RefSeq, a predicted model, not a curated record
CAGACAACAGCAACUUAUUAACUCGAUCUUCUUACCCAUCAACACUUCUCCGGAAGCACACGUUAGGGCGGAACCAUGGCCACCACCACAGCCGCUGCUACAUCAUCGUUCCUCGGAACUCGGCUUCAAGAUGUUCACUCUAACUCAGGGAAGUUCCAAGCCCGGUUCGGUUUCGGCAAGAAGGCCCCCAAAAAGACCGCGUCAAAACCGUCCUCGAACCGGCCUCUGUGGUUCCCAGGUGCGAAGGCGCCGGAAUAUCUUGACGGGAGUUUGGUGGGCGACUAUGGGUUCGACCCCUUCGGUUUGGGCAAGCCGGCCGAGUACUUGCAGUUCGAUUACGACUCGUUGGACCAGAACCUGGCGAAGAAUUUGGCCGGUGACGUGAUCGGUACCCGUGCCGAGAGCAUAGACGUGAAGUCCACUCCAUUGCAGCCUUACGAUGAGGUAUUUGGGUUGCAGAGGUUCAGAGAGUGUGAACUCAUUCAUGGAAGGUGGGCUAUGUUGGCUACACUCGGGGCACUCGCCGUUGAGUCACUCACCGGUGUCACCUGGCAAGACGCAGGAAAGGUAGAGUUGAUAGAGGGAUCGUCAUACUUGGGCCAACCUCUACCAUUCUCGAUGACCACAUUGAUAGUGAUUGAGGUUCUUGUGAUUGGAUACAUUGAGUUUCAAAGAAAUGCAGAGCUUGACCCGGAGAAGAGGUUGUACCCUGGAGGCAGUUUCUUUGACCCUCUAGGUUUGGCCUCUGAUCCAGAGAAGAAAGCUACUCUUCAGUUGGCUGAGAUCAAGCAUGCUCGUCUCGCCAUGGUUGCCUUCCUUGGCUUCGCCGUCCAAGCAGCUGCCACUGGAAAAGGUCCACUCAACAACUGGGCCACCCAUUUGAGCGACCCACUUCACACAACCAUCUUUGACACCUUCGCUUCUUAAAUUUCUGAAUCUUGAUCUUACUCUCUUGUAGUACUCUCCUUUCUUGCCCAGCGACAUUUUACCCUAGUCAAGUUAUUUAUGUUCCCAUCUUGUAAAAAAUAUAUUAUAUAUCAUAUUUGACAUUAAGCUCAGGUAAUAUC